Drosophila serrata is the source of this 948-nucleotide messenger RNA. It is a transcript of the gene mRpL15, whose product is annotated as mitochondrial ribosomal protein L15. Gene Ontology annotation, molecular function: structural constituent of ribosome. The record is from RefSeq and is a predicted model, not a curated record. Gene Ontology annotation, cellular component: mitochondrial large ribosomal subunit. Lineage: Eukaryota; Metazoa; Arthropoda; Insecta; Diptera; Drosophilidae. Gene Ontology annotation, biological process: translation.
CUCACUCGUGUAUAAUUUUAUUUUUCACCUGAAAAACUUAAAAUUAUUAAAUAAAUUAAGUAGUUUUUGGGCAUGGCACACCUGCGGGAGACCUCGGACAAGGCGCUGAAGCUGCUGCGCACUUUGCCACGUGUUCAGAUCGGGAAUCUUCGGCCAAAUCCCAACUCCAAACAGAAUGACAAGCGUGGCCGGGCCCAGCACGGCGGCGACAAGCACGGAGCAGGCAACAAGGGCUCCGGGCAGCGGCAGAACUUCAUGCGACUUGGCUAUGAAACGGGAAAUCAGCCCUUUUACAUGAGAUUCCCCUACGAGCCCUACUACAAGGGACACCACCUGAAGCGUCAGUACCCGCCAAUCUCCCUGAUCCAGCUGCAGGUACUAAUCGACACCAAUCGGAUAGACACAAGCCAGCCCAUAGAUAUCAGUACGCUGUGCAACUCAGGACUGCUGAAGCUCAGGCCAGCGGAAAUGGAGUACGGCUUCCAGCUCACGGAUGACGGCUUGGACAACUUCAAGGCCAAGAUCAACAUCGAAGUGCAGCACGCCAGCGAGGCGGUCAUAGCAGCUGUGGAGAAGAACGGCGGUGUGAUUCGCACAGCUUACUAUGAUCCGCGCAGCCUGCACAUGCUGGCCAAUCCGAAAAAAUGGUUCCAGAAGGGUGUGCCCAUACCUAGCCGAAUGCUACCACCCCAAGACGCCGUGGACUACUACACGAAUCCCAAGAAUCGCGGCUAUCUGGCCAAUCCUGAGGAGAUUAGCAAAGAGCGCCUAGUGCUGGCCCAGAAAUACGGCUAUGAGCUCCCUAAAAUCGAAAAUGAUUCCACCUACGAGAUGCUUACGACCACGAAGGAUCCAAGGCAAAUAUUCUAUGGCCUGGAGCCCGGCUGGCUAAUCAAUAUUGUGGACAAAACAAUCAUAAAGCGUAUAGUGGAGUAAGUAGUCGAGUUC